AUGAGAAACGCAUUCACAUGGACGGCGGCGCUGCUUGCUAGUGCCUCGCUUGGCUUGGCCCAUGGCGAACCAGAUUUGAAGUAUGAGCACGCGGGAGAAGUCUUCAAGAAUGUGCAUGGCGGCGGGAGUUGUCUCAGCGGUGUUUUGCAUGGCAAUGCUUCGACUGGCGUGACGAAGACCAUUGGCGGAGAGAGCUUGUACCUGGCUUAUCCGCCUCAUCAUAGCAAGACGAAUAAGACCGACACCGCCAUCCUAUACCUUACGGACAUUUUCGGCGUGCAAUUGGUCAACAAUAGGCUACUCGCCGACAGUCUGGCGAAAGCUGGCUAUCUUGUAGUUGCACCAGAUCUCUUCAAGGGCGAUCCAGUCCCAGCCGAUGCUUUGAGUGACCCAAACUCGACCUUCAACAUGACUGCGUGGCGAAGCAGACAUCCCCAAGCUGCGGUUGAGUCGAUCAUCGAGUCUGCAAUCAGCUCGAUUCGUACGGAGUUCAACGCAUCUCGAAUUGGAUCUGUUGGCUACUGUUUUGGCGGCAAGUACGUAGCUCGCUUCUUGGCUGAGGGCAAAGGUCUUGAUGCUGGCUUCACAGCUCAUCCCUCAGCUGUUCUUGCUGAAGAGUGGGGCGCUGUCACCAAGCCUAUCAGCAUUGCCUUUGGUGAGCUGGAUGGUUCAAACACCCCUGACAAUCGAACGACCAUCGAAUCGAUCUUCAUUGCGACGAACAAGACCUACCAGACGUCUCUCUAUGCCGGGGCUGAACAUGGCUUUGCCGUUCGGACUAACCUUACGGACAAGAAGAAGGCGUUUGCGCAGGAGUCCGCUUAUUUCCAGGCCGUGAGAUGGUUGGACGCUUGGGCAAAGGAAGAUUAG
Molecule: messenger RNA, 870 nt
Organism: Ramularia collo-cygni
Lineage: Eukaryota; Fungi; Ascomycota; Dothideomycetes; Mycosphaerellales; Mycosphaerellaceae
Product: related to dienelactone hydrolase family protein
Exons: 5
Coding region: 1-870 (289 amino acids)
Molecular function (GO): hydrolase activity
Source: RefSeq, a predicted model, not a curated record